Messenger RNA from Notechis scutatus (mainland tiger snake), 448 nucleotides. Its product is annotated as histone H3. NCBI's taxonomy places the organism in Eukaryota, Metazoa, Chordata, Lepidosauria, Squamata, Elapidae. Gene Ontology annotation, cellular component: nucleosome. Gene Ontology annotation, molecular function: protein heterodimerization activity; structural constituent of chromatin; DNA binding. The record is from RefSeq and is a predicted model, not a curated record.
AUGGCUCGUACUAAGCAGACCGCUCGCAAGUCCACCGGCGGGAAAGCGCCUCGCAAGCAGCUGGCCACCAAGGCGGCGCGGAAGAGCGCUCCAGCCACCGGCGGCGUGAAGAAGCCUCACCGCUACCGCCCCGGCACCGUCGCCCUGAGGGAGAUCCGCCGCUACCAGAAGUCGACGGAGCUGCUGAUCCGCAAACUGCCCUUCCAGCGGCUGGUGCGCGAGAUCGCGCAGGACUUCAAGACCGACCUGCGCUUCCAGAGCUCGGCCGUCAUGGCUCUGCAAGAGGCGAGCGAGGCUUACCUGGUGGGGCUCUUCGAGGACACCAACCUGUGCGCCAUCCAUGCCAAGCGCGUCACCAUCAUGCCCAAGGACAUCCAGCUGGCCCGCCGCAUCCGUGGAGAGCGGGCGUAAAGAAAGCAGUUUUUUUUUUUAAAAAAAAAGGCUCUUU